Messenger RNA from Beta vulgaris subsp. vulgaris (sugar beet), 507 nucleotides. RefSeq lists its product as uncharacterized. Lineage: Eukaryota; Viridiplantae; Streptophyta; Magnoliopsida; Caryophyllales; Amaranthaceae. The transcript has 2 exons. The record is from RefSeq and is a predicted model, not a curated record. The coding region runs from base 1 to 507 and encodes 168 amino acids.
AUGCAAGUGAAGUUGAUGAAGAAGGGGUGUGAGCUAUUUUUCAGUAGAGUGCAAGAUGUGAGUAAAAAGGUAGCAUUGAAGAUCGAGGAUGUUCCAAUCGUGAAUGAGUUUAUGGAUGUGUUUCCAAGUGAGAUUUCGGGUAUGUCGCCUGCAAGAGUUGUUCACUUCACCAUAGACUUAGUUCACUUCUCGAAGAUAGCUAGGCCAAUGGCCAACUUUAUGAAGAAAGAGUCGAAAUUCGAGUGGAGUGAGACACGCGAGGAAGCUUUUAAGAUUUUAGAGGAGCGUUUAACCUCUGCACCCAUUUUGACCAUGCCUGAUGGAUAUGAGGUGUAUAUUGAUGCUUCGAAGAAUGGUUUGGGAUGUGUUUGGCAGGAUAAUGAGAAAAUAGAUCAUAAGAGACCAAUGGGGAGGGUUCAAUCCUUAGAGGUUCCUGGAUGGAAUGAAGUAGGAUUCUAUUUCAGUGGAUUUUGUGACCGCUUUGCCGAACACCAGAAACGGCAAUGA